CAUUAGGGUUUUAACACAGAGGAAGAGAGAGACAGAGUGUGUCGCUUCUUCUCUACAACUCUGCCAAUAUGGGUAUUUCCAGGGAUUCUAUGCACAAGAGGCGUGCCACUGGUGGCAAGAAGAAGGCUUGGAGGAAGAAGAGAAAGUAUGAGCUUGGUCGCCAGCCUGCUAACACUAAGUUAUCAAGCAACAAGACAGUCCGCAGGAUUCGUGUUAGAGGUGGCAAUGUGAAGUGGAGGGCACUGAGAUUGGAUACUGGAAAUUACUCAUGGGGAAGUGAAGCCGUAACUCGCAAGACUCGUAUACUUGAUGUGGUUUACAAUGCCUCAAACAACGAGCUUGUGCGAACUCAGACCCUUGUCAAAAGUGCUAUUGUCCAGGUUGAUGCUGCUCCAUUCAAACAGUGGUACCUUCAGCACUAUGGUGUUGACAUUGGUAGGAAAAAGAAAACUGCUGCCAAGAAGGAAUCUGCCGAGGACGGUGAAGCUUCUGCUACUGCUGCUGCUGCUGCAGAAGAAGCCAAAAAGAGUAAUCGUGUGCAGAGAAAACUGGAGAAGCGCCAGAAAGAUCGUAAGCUUGAUUCCCAUAUUGAGGAGCAGUUUGGUGGUGGGCGAUUGCUGGCUUGCAUUUCUUCUCGCCCUGGUCAAUGUGGCAGAGCUGAUGGCUACAUUCUCGAAGGUAAGGAGUUGGAAUUUUACAUGAAGAAAAUCCAGAGGAAGAAGGGGAAGGGCGCAGCUUGAUUGUAGUUUUUCCCAAAUUUUUAUAUGGCUUUAGUUGUUUUUAUUGGUUUGUUGUACCAUUCAAGGUGAUGUUUGAUCUUGCUAGUCGACAAACCUUAGGAUGAUGCCACAAGACAUCGUGUAAUGGGAAAGUUCUUGUUAGUCAUUUGCAAAUUGACAUUUUGAUUUUUGUUUCGAACCGAUUUUGCUACUGAUGGUUUACAAUUUUAAUCAAUGAGUUAUGUCUUGAA
This is a messenger RNA of Abrus precatorius (Indian licorice), 970 nucleotides long. RefSeq names its product 40S ribosomal protein S8-like. NCBI's taxonomy places the organism in Eukaryota, Viridiplantae, Streptophyta, Magnoliopsida, Fabales, Fabaceae. The transcript has 5 exons. Gene Ontology annotation, biological process: maturation of SSU-rRNA from tricistronic rRNA transcript (SSU-rRNA, 5.8S rRNA, LSU-rRNA); translation. Gene Ontology annotation, molecular function: structural constituent of ribosome. Gene Ontology annotation, cellular component: cytosolic small ribosomal subunit; ribosome. The record is from RefSeq and is a predicted model, not a curated record. Bases 69 to 740 code for a protein of 223 amino acids.